CGUCACUUCCUCGCCCCAUGCCCAUCCCUGUGGAAAAAAAAAGAAACUUCACACAGACAAACGACGGCGAGGAAAAGAGCGAGGGAAAAGUCGAGAGAGAAGCGAAAACAAAAAAAAUAAAAAAGAAACCCAAAUGAAAAAGCUGGAUACUGAAGAGGGAGCCCAGCAAACACCAGAACAUACUCUUUAAACAGUCAUGCCGCUCCAUAAAUCAUCCCGGGCCCCUCGCCUGGACCCUACCAUGAUCUCAGCCCCGCUGGGUGACUUUCGCCACACCAUGCACAUUGGGAGAGGAGGUGAUGCCUUUGGGGACACCUCCUUCCUGUCCACUCUUGGUCCAAGUUCACCCAGCUCUGAUCCGGGGAGUCCAGGGACCGGGCCAGCCGCUGACGCUCAGGUGCCAGUCAAUCACAGCGAUCUUCACACAGAUGCUCCAGAUAGUCCAGAGAACAAUGAGCUUCAGCACUCUGAGUCAGUGUCUUCGUUCACUUUGGACCUGGAUCUGGAUCUGGGGCCUUCUAUGCUGGGGGAUGUACUGGGCGUGAUGGAUGGAUUGGGACUUGACUGCGAUAAGGAGGAUGUGUUCAGUCCCAAAAGUGGCACAACAUCCUCAGUGGAAACAAAGCAGGGAAAAGGAGCCACAGAGAUGUCUGUGAACAUGCAGAAUGAGCUGAACGGGAAGAACUUGGUUGGGCUGGAUGGAAACCAGGUGGGAGACAACAGAAUACCAGAUGGGAAUGGGAUCAAGCCAAAGGGGAUACGACCAAAAGUGCGAUUCAGCGACAAACGAGAGGAGAUCAUUCGCCAGGUGUCUGAAGAGGAAGAGGGUCAAGGGUUUGACUUCCAGGAUGAGGAUCAGCUGGCGUGUCGGAGUCCGACGAGGGGCGAGAGCGAGAAGGGCGAGAGCCUAGAAGGUGGAGGUGAAACCGAGCUCACCAAUCACAAAGUAGAUUUGCCUCCUAGUCCUGCCUCAUCACAUAGCUCGGAGUAUGAAGGAGUGACCCCGCUGGACAGGAGGAGGGUCGACAGCUGCCACUCAGAGACUGAUUCGGAGGAGGAGGAGGAGGAGGAAGAAGAGGAAGUGGGAAAAGGCUACACAUUUGAAGAUGAGUUUGAUGAUGAGAUUGGUCUAUAGGGGAAAGGUUUUCCCUUGAAAACAGAUGUUUUGCUGCAAAGUAAAUCAAGUAUACUGUAUUUUCCUUAAUUCAUCACUUCAGUAUCAUUUGAAUGGGAGGUUAAAACUGAAUACAAACUGGAUUUUUUUCAAGACUACAGAAUGAAAAGCUGUACAGUUUGAAGACGAUGUUGCUCAACUGGAAAAGACAUAUUUAUGUAUUAUCUAUGAGGGUAACAGAUUUGCCAAAGACACACGUUUUGAUCAGAAAAAGCAGUGUCAUAUAGGGUUUUUUUUUUUUUUUUACAGUGAACGGUUUGUAGCACUUUGAUUUAUUUCAUUCAUCUGGAAGCUUUGCUAUGAAACUGACUCUCAGUGGAAAGUUUGAUUCAGGCUAAAUGAAUGAUGCUCGCUUUAAUUUUUACUCUGUCUGACGUUUGCCAUCUAAAAACUGUGUAUUGAACUUUUAUGUUAUAGUGCCUUAAAGGGAGGGAGCUGUAUAUUUACAUUAUUGUUUCAUGUGCUAUAUCAAUGUCUUAAUUUCUCAUAUUGCAUGUUUAUUACAAUCUCCAUGUCUUCUCUCGAUAUAAGUCUAUUUUAUUAACUUUACAAACUGAUGGUUCCCAGAGACGACAUCAGAAAAUAAAGUUAUCCUGUGUAUAAUGAAUCACUGUGAACCUGUCACAUUCCACAUCUGAUAAUGUGAGUUUCUCUGGUUCAGACCAAAUAAGAUGUGUUUUCAGAGUGCAGUUAUUUUGUUUUCAUACCUACCAAAGCUAUUCUUUCAAGCUGUGGGGCUGGACUGAUACUAAAAAUGCAAAGACAAUCAUGGAAUUUAAAGUACAUGCGUUUGGCUUGUUAUGGAAAAAGUAUUUUAUUUCAUAAUGCUGUAAAAGGGGGACACCAUUAUGCUGUUGAACUGUUGAAAAUGCUGGUUUGAACAUGUGUUAUCCUGUGGUUUAAUAUGGUUUACAGUGAAAACAAUAAAACAACUAUUGGGAUUUUAAAAUGA
Molecule: messenger RNA, 2126 nt
Organism: Thunnus maccoyii (southern bluefin tuna)
Lineage: Eukaryota; Metazoa; Chordata; Actinopteri; Scombriformes; Scombridae
Gene: cdc42ep5
Product: CDC42 effector protein (Rho GTPase binding) 5
Exons: 2
Coding region: 197-1135 (312 amino acids)
Source: RefSeq, a predicted model, not a curated record